GCUAACGGGAAAGGCGCUUCUCGCUUCAGAAACGCGCACGUACAUUCACACGCAUUUCCAGGAAGCCACAGAGGGGCCGCGAUUCUUUGGCCAAAGGAAAUAGAUUGGCGCUGUUCUUCCAUACUCCUCCUCCUCCACUUCACUCCCCCCACCCCACCCCGUAAACUUCCACCUCUUUCUGCUCUUCCUGCGUCCUGAUCCGGGAGCGAAAAAUUCACCCGUCCGAGCUCCCUCCGAGACUAUCCCGGUGCGCGGUGCGCCUUCCCCGACCUCCAUCCUGCUGCCGCCGCCGCCGCCGCCGCUUGAAAGAUGGGGAAAAGGGGCGUUCGCGCCGGGCUCGGUUCCCGUAGCCCAGCCUGCAAAGCGGAGUCCGUGUUUUAAAUCGAUUUGCUUGCCCCCUUCUCCCGCGCUCUCCCUCUUCUCGGAGAAAGACAGGCACUUCUUUGCUUUCCUCGCCAUCCAAGAUGCAGCUCCGGUAAAUGAUCAAGCUGUCCUCUAGUCAAUUGGUGGCGCGAUGGUCCCCCUGUGCUGCUGCUGCCCGCCGGCAUCUGCACCAGUCGUGGUGGCCAUGACAGGCCCUGCUGUCCCUUCCUACCAUUUCAAGAGUUUCUGUGGAGAGUUUGAGCGGGUGGAAAGUGCAUUGGAACGACUGGAGGCCAGUGGCUUCUACUGGGGCAGCCUGUCAGGGGCUGAAGCCAAGCGACUCUUGACUUCCCAGCCUCCUGGUGUCUUCCUGGUGAGAGAUUCCUCCGACCACCAUCACCUCUUCACCUUGAGUGUCCGCACCAGGACAGGCAUCACCAACUUACGUAUUCAGCAGCAGGACUCAGCUUUCCACCUGGAGGCCUUGCCAGGGGCUGGCCAUCCCCCAGCCUUCAGUUGUGUGGUCCAGUUAGUUGAAUAUUAUCUCUGCCUUGGGGCUGUAGAAGGGGGUCCCUGCUACUUGGAGAGCGAGGGUCAGCCCCCAGUGCCUUUGGCCCUCUCACAGCCACUCCGCUGCAAGGUGCCCACCUUGCAGGAGCUGUGUCAGCGGGCUGUGCGAGCCAGCGUGCGGGGCAGAGGUGACACCAGGGCUCAGCUGCAGGGGCUGCCAGUCCCUCGGGCAUUAUUGAACUCAAUCUGCAGCUAAAAGGAAGAACUGGGGCACCAGUUUCAAGACCUUAUAAUGAGUGCAGAGUUGGGGCCUUCCUUGUUAGAACUGAUGGAACAGAGCUGGUUGUAGAUAGUGUUUUGCUGAUGCCCCACUAUUUUCUUGGAAUAAACCAUCUGACAAAUAAGCCAAC
Molecule: messenger RNA, 1283 nt
Organism: Candoia aspera
Lineage: Eukaryota; Metazoa; Chordata; Lepidosauria; Squamata; Candoiidae
Product: suppressor of cytokine signaling 3-like
Exons: 2
Coding region: 515-1129 (204 amino acids)
Biological process (GO): phosphatidylinositol phosphate biosynthetic process
Cellular component (GO): phosphatidylinositol 3-kinase complex
Molecular function (GO): 1-phosphatidylinositol-3-kinase regulator activity
Source: RefSeq, a predicted model, not a curated record